This is a messenger RNA of Botrytis cinerea B05.10, 2421 nucleotides long. RefSeq lists its product as hypothetical. Gene Ontology annotation, biological process: steroid biosynthetic process. The transcript has a single exon. Lineage: Eukaryota; Fungi; Ascomycota; Leotiomycetes; Helotiales; Sclerotiniaceae. The record is from RefSeq and is a predicted model, not a curated record. Gene Ontology annotation, molecular function: 3-beta-hydroxy-Delta5-steroid dehydrogenase (NAD+) activity. The coding region runs from base 760 to 1359 and encodes 199 amino acids.
GGAAAUUAAUUUACCACGAUGUAUGGAAGUACUUGAGUGCUGUUUCUCCAUCGGUCAGUGUGGAGUAGGGAUUUAAAAGUUGUGCUUCGAUACCAACCUCUCUCCAACACCACACCAAACUACUUCCAACAAAUAGGCAGGUUAAAACCUUGACAGAUGUCAACAAUCAUAGAUCCAACUUCCUGCUGUUCCCAUUCAUUUCUACCCACAUCAAGCUUGAAAAAUUCAAUGUAAGAUGACAACCACCAGCACUACUUCUUUGAGCCCUGUGCUAAUCACAGGCGGAUGUGGGCUUAUCGGCUUUCACCUCUUCAAUCAUAUUCUUGAAUCCGAACCAACUUGCGAGAUCCAUGUUUUGGACAUCAAUACGAUCAGAGAUCGAGUCCUCAAUGUGACCUAUCAUACUUGUGAUAUCAAUAGUCUUCCUGGUGUUGAGUCAGUGAUGCUUCAGGCACAACCGCGUACUAUAUUUCAUUUUGCAUAUCCAGACUCUAUGGUGCUUCAGCCUUCGGUAUUCCAAAAAGUCAAUGUCAACGGCGCCCAAAACUUGAUCUCCGCAGCUCUCAAAGUAGGAACAGCUCAGGCAUUUGUUAAUACCUCUACAUCAUCGGUCAUUCACGACAAUAUCAGCGAUCUGAUUGAUGCCGACGAGGAUCUUCCAGACCUCCAAUAUUCAGCACAAAGCGUGUCUACACUCUUACUAAAGCGGUCGCUGAAGCAGACAUUCUUGCCGCCAACCGAAAAUAUGGCGACUCCUCGAUGCUGAAUGUAUCUUUACGUCCUGAUACCGCUUUUGGUGAACGGGAUACGAUAUGUAUGGGCAAGAUCGUCGAUGUCUGCCGACAAGGAAAUGGGAAAUUUCAGAUCGGUGCCGGCAAAAUUGAAUACAAUUUCAUCUAUGUCGGCAAUCUAUCUGAAGCACAUAUUCUAACAGCUCAAGCUCUUUUGUGCGCCUUUAGAAAACCGGUACCACCGCUCGAAACUCGUGUUGAUGGUCAAACAUUCAAUAUUACCAACGAUGAGCGAAUCUUGUUUUGGAAGUUCCAAAGACGUAUCUCUGCGGUGAUUGGAUUUCCUAUCAAGGAAGAAGAUAUUAAGAUCAUUCCUAAAUGGCUUGCACUGCUUGUAGCGGUCAUUGGCGAUUAUAGUAUUUGGAUACGAAGUUUCGGCAACCGGCAGCCGAGCGUUACUAGGGAAUCGUUCCGUCUGACAACGAUCAUUCGCACGCUAAACGGCGACAAAGCAAGGAGAGUUCUUGGUUAUACUCCAAAGGUGAGUAUUCUGGAGGGUAUAAAGAGAGGUGGGAAGUGGUUUGUAGAAGAGGCAAAGCAGGCAGAAGAUGGGAAAAAGGUCAACUGAGAGUUGGCUUGCAAAGAAGAGGACAAGAAGUCAGUUGAAGAGAACUUUUGUAAUACGUCUCAUUGAAAUGAUCCGCCAGGUUACUUUCUUGCAUGCUCUCUGUCUGUUACGUCUAGGUCUACGUAACGUAGUGUUAAAUAUCAGCCCGUGCACUCGAGGUUUAGAAAGUGAUGGUUACCACAGCCGUCUAGCUGAAUUUGGAUAUCAUUCUCCUUUUUUGGCUCAGCUCUACAUGAUUGCGAUUCCUCGGUUACCUUUAUGUAUUCGACAGAAAAAUAUCUUUUAAAGAGAAAUAAUAUUGAUAAUACCUUUUAUAAUUCUUUCCCUCCCCUCCAACGUUGCGGAAUGUUUCUCCUGAAAUCAUUUUAUAUAUAAAGAGAGAGAGAGAGAGAGAGGAAGCCAGGGUGGGGUAAAUAUCUUUCGUCUGGUCGACAAUUUGUUCUCCAUAUUUGACUUAUCGACGCUGUCUAUCUUUAUCCUUUAAAAUGGUUACUGCGGACUUGAUAUUUCAAAUGAGACCAUCUGUCGGAGCUUUUUCAAUUUUUCUUCGGCUAUUUUGGUGAUUACAGCAAGUAAUCGUGCGGUCGAAGAUACUAAAGGUCUAUUGUCACUAAAUGCAAUCCUUCUUUCAAUCUCUAACCAACUUUAUUAAGAAACGAAAGAAUUUGAUCAUUGUCGAAUAUCCAACAUGGCUAGGAAAAUGGAUUAGCGGUUCACGUUACCUCUGGGCGGGCCUGAAAUAAUUCUCCGAGUUUAUGUGUGCUGAUGUUGUCUGGAGAGGCUUCUGGAAGUUUCAUCUAAUAUGGUAUAAGGGAGAACGGGAAAGCAGCGACCUUCAAACUGCAAGCUCUAAUCUAAAAUAAAGCUAUGCUAUAUAAGGAAUAAUCUAAGCGGUAUAAAGAUGACCUUGUGGUAGCAGAAUCCGCGAUUGAUGAAGUGGCUGCUUUAUCAACCCCAGAAAAUAUUCAAUAUUUUUAUAAUAUAUUGAAAAAAGUGUUUUUAAAAUAUUGAUCAGAGAGCUUUUUCUUUCAUAAAUGAUUAGAAAUUUUUAUCUUAAAGGGA